UAGCAUUUGCAAACCAAAACCAAACACAUCAAAGGGAGAGAUAGAGAGAGAAAAUGGCAGGAAUUAUCCACAAAAUCGAGGAGAAACUUGGCAUGGGAGGAAACAAGGAUGGUGAGCACAAGGGUCAGAGUCACGACGAACACAAGAAGCCCGAUGAGCACAAGAAGACCGAUGAACACAAAGAAGGGAUAGUGGACAAGAUCAAGGACAAGAUCCACGGAGAAGGUCACAGCCAAGACGGCCAUGGCGAGGAGAAGAAGAAGAAGAAGAAGGAGAAGAAGCACCACGAGGAUGGUCACCACAGCAGCAGCAGCGACAGUGACAGCGAUUAGGU
Molecule: messenger RNA, 334 nt
Organism: Tarenaya hassleriana
Lineage: Eukaryota; Viridiplantae; Streptophyta; Magnoliopsida; Brassicales; Cleomaceae
Product: dehydrin HIRD11-like
Exons: 1
Coding region: 54-332 (92 amino acids)
Molecular function (GO): metal ion binding
Source: RefSeq, a predicted model, not a curated record